CACUAUCUCUCUCUCUCACACACAUACUCCGUCCCUCCCUCCACGUUUUUGGCCUCGCUGUCUUUGUGUUCACAGACCAUCCCGAUAUACAAGCUUGAUAACGGUUUAUCACCGCUCGCUUUCGUCACAACGGCACUGGUGGAUGUUUAGAUGGGUAGGAGAAGGUGUGGAUAGGCAUCCGUUUUUAUUUUUGAUUCAUCAAAAAACCAAACCCGAAACCCUGGAACGGGGAAGGGGGGGUGCCUUUUGAGGGUUUUUGGAAGCAAGACAGCAAUCUAAGCGGCAUUUGAAGGUGUUUAAAUUGGAAAUAAAACGAACCGUAACUGUUGGAAAUUGCAAGCCGAUGCAGCCUCAGCACUAGAAUACGGUUUCGCGUGCUCGGUGACGUGGGGGUAAGAGCGUGAAAUGGAUUGAGUUGCAGCGAGAUAAAUUGGAGCAUCUCAAACACAUUCACACGCGGUCUGGAAAAGAGCCUUAGAAGGGAGCCUCGCUCGUUUUACGAAAUCCACACAAUCUACGAGAAAAAAGUUUGAUCCCUGACUGGGUGCGGCUAUGAUUUCGCCUAAAGACAAGCCCAAGAAGAGGCCUCCUAAAGACAGCAUGACCCUCCUGCCCUGCUUCUAUUUCGUAGAGCUGCCGAUCGUGGCGGCCUCCAUGGCGUCUCUGUAUUUCCUGGAGCUGACGGACGUCCUGCAGCCGGCCCGGACGGGCUUCCACUGCCACGACCGCGCCCUCAGCAUGCCCUACGUGGACGGGUCCGAGGAGCUGAUCCCGCUGCUCAUGCUGCUCAGCCUGGCCUUCGCCGGCCCUGCCGCAGCGAUCAUGCUGGGGGAGGGGUUGCUGUACUGCUUGCAGUCCAGGCUGAAGAUCCGCCCCCGCGCUGAGGGAAGCAUCAACGCUGGGGGCUGCAAGUUCAACUCCUUCCUGCGCAGAACCGUGCGAUUCGUGGGGGUGCAGAUAUUCGGGCUUUUGGCCACGGCGCUGGUGACGGACGUGAUCCAGCUGGCCACGGGGUACCCCACGCCCUUCUUCCUGACCGUGUGCCAGCCCAACUACACCGCCCCGGGCGUGUCCUGCCAGAGGAACUCCUACAUCACGCGGGACAUCUGCUCCGGGCGCGACCAGCACGCCAUCCUGGCUGCCCGGAAAAGUUUUCCGUCCCAGCAUGCAACACUGUCGGCCUUCGCGGCCGUCUAUGUCUCCAUGUACUUUAACUCCUGCAUCACAGACAGCACUAAGCUGUUGAAGGCGGUGCUGGUGUUUGGGUUCUGCAUGGUGGCGGUGCUGACGGGCCUGACCCAGAUCACUCAGCACCACAGCCACCCCGCCGACGUCUACGCCGGGUUCCUCAUCGGCGCCGGCAUCGCCGUCUACCUGGCUCUCUAUUCGGUGGGAAAUUUCAAGUCUUCCGAGGAGGCCCCGCCCGGCCCCGCCCACACGCAGCCGUCCCCCCGUAAGGACGGGCUGCGGGCCCUGGCGCAGAGGGGCCACGACUCCGUCUACCACAAGGGCGGCGCCUCUGAGAGCAGCGAGGAGCUGGGGGCGGGGCCCCUGGGGGCGGGGCCUCUGGGGGCGGGGCCGCGGCGGGCGGAGCCUCGGAGCCGGCAGGCCAGGCGGGAGAAGGUGUCGCUCGGCAGCCUGAAGCGGGCGAGUGCGGACGUGGAGCUGCUGGCACCCCGCAGCCCCAUGGGAAAGGAAACCAUGGUGACCUUCAGCAACACGCUGCCCCGCGCCAACUGCCCCGGCCUGGCCCCGCCCGAGGACCCCGCCCGCCGACCCCUCACCUUCCUGGGCCCGCCCCCCGACUCGCUGCGCUCCCAGCAGCUGAUGUGCGAGUGGAAGCAGCGGUCCCUGGAGCUGUGGGGGGCGGGGCCGGAGGCGGGGCUGGGGGCGGGGCUGCGGGCGGGGGCGGGGCUGGGGCCAGGGCCAGAGAGGGACGACAGCGUGCACGGGUCGGACAGGGGGGAGCGGAACGAGGGCCGCUUCGAGGAGGCAGGGGAGCGGGCUGCCACGCCCUCGCCGCUGUACCCCGCUGUGCAGGCCAGCUGGGGGGGUGUGACCAUGGCAACGGUACCCACGCCCCCCCGGGUCUCCGUCACCCCGCGGCCUGUGGUCCCGCCGCUGGUGCACAUCCCCGAGGAGGCGGCAGGACCCCCGCCGGUGUCCCCAAAAAGCACAACCAUGCGGGCCAAGUGGCUGUCUAUGACCGAGCAGAGUGGGACGCCAGGGGGCGGGGCUACGGUGGGAGGGGUCACUGGGAGUGGGGCUGCGGUGGGAGGGGCUACAGGGGGCGGGGCUCCAGUGGGCGUGGUCGCAGUGGGAGGAGCUCCAGCGGGCGUGGUCGCAGUGGGCGGGGUGCCUGGGAUCACCCCCGGGUCGCUCCGCCCCCCAGGACAGCCGCGCGUGGCGCAGGUGAUCGCCAUGUCCAAACACCAGGGGCGCGUCUCCCUCUCCCCCAGGUCCUCCGAAACGCUCUCCUCCUGCGCCUCCUCCUGCGCCUCCUCCACCUCCAGCUCCGAGGCGGCCUGCUGCCACGCCCCCCCCGAGCGCAGCUCGUCCGGGAUCGUCACCGUCAACGCCCACGCCCCCCACCACCCCGUCGUGCACCUGCCCCCGCCCAGCAACGGCGCCCCCUGGGGGUGGAGGGGCUCCGCCAACGGGAGCAGCGCCGACGUGCACCAACUCCGCUCCGCCAAGAGCCUGUCGCCCGCCUCCUCCGUCUGCGACCCGGCCUACGAGCCCCGCCCGCCCGAGGGCCACGCCCAGGGAGCCACGCCCCACCACCCCGCCAUCGGCCCGCGAGCGGCCAGCUUUGAGUGGGCGGGGUCUGCGGAGAGAGGCGCCACCCUGGAGCGGGCGGGGUCUCUGCCGCAGAGGUCAGCCAAUCAGCUUUGAGAAAUCGCUGUUUGGAAAUGGUGGGACGAUCGCGAUAGAA
Molecule: messenger RNA, 2935 nt
Organism: Anguilla rostrata (American eel)
Lineage: Eukaryota; Metazoa; Chordata; Actinopteri; Anguilliformes; Anguillidae
Product: phospholipid phosphatase-related protein type 3-like
Exons: 8
Coding region: 553-2895 (780 amino acids)
Biological process (GO): phospholipid metabolic process; signal transduction; phospholipid dephosphorylation
Cellular component (GO): plasma membrane
Molecular function (GO): phosphatidate phosphatase activity
Source: RefSeq, a predicted model, not a curated record